Molecule: messenger RNA, 1891 nt
Organism: Scaptodrosophila lebanonensis
Lineage: Eukaryota; Metazoa; Arthropoda; Insecta; Diptera; Drosophilidae
Gene: Adgf-A2
Product: adenosine deaminase 2
Exons: 3
Coding region: 79-1764 (561 amino acids)
Biological process (GO): adenosine catabolic process; inosine biosynthetic process
Molecular function (GO): adenosine deaminase activity
Source: RefSeq, a predicted model, not a curated record
CGUAGAGAAAAUAGUUUAAAAACUUCCAGAGAAAAGUUCUAUACAAAAAAGUACAAAAAAAAAAACAAAAUUUCGGUUAUGGACACCAAAUCAAAAUGGGAGGAGCCUUGGCGGUGUGCCUCGUCCCAGUCACCGAUCGCCAACUAUCCGUUGCAGCUGCCACGCACCUUGCGAAUCGAGGCACCCAUGCAGCCAAAUACUUCGAAGUGGAGAAAUACUUGUGCCAACAUAAGCGUCGUGGUGUUGCUCUUCAUGAUGUUGUUGGCCCUCUUGUGGGCUCUUUGCCUUAAUGCCGAGUACUAUAGAUUGACGCCGGAGCAGCGCUUUGAGCGUACGCGUGCCCGUUUUGUGGGAAAUGAGCGACGGAUGCAAGUUGGUGGCAAAUUACGUCUUACGCCGCGCGAGGAGCUGGCCAAUGAACAACUAUUGGCUAUCAAGACGGUGGACAAUGAGCUGCAUAACAUUUGGAGCGACUAUCAGCCACGUCCGCAUUUUCUGAGCAAGUAUAACAUCAGUGAAACGGAUUUGUACGGAUUGUUGCGCAGUAUGCCAAAGGGCGGAUUGCUUCAUGUUCAUGAUGCCGGCAUGUUCAAGACCGAGCUGUUGAUCGAGCUCACUUAUCGCAGGGAUCUGUGGGCCUGUGUGGCCAUCAGCGGUGAAUUCGAGGACUUCCGUUUUUCAAACACUUUCCCCAAUAUUCCGCCCAGUGGUGAUUAUAAAUGCAACUGGCAGCUGAUGAGCAACUUUUGGGCUAACCAGCAUAGCAAUGAAUAUUUGGAUAAACUGCGCGCAAGUCUCUCCCUAGACUCGCAAAACUAUAUGAGCUCGGAGGAUUUGGCAAAGCACAUGCAACGAGCUCAUCGCCUAAUACAUGGGCUCAUUACCUUUCGACAACAUUGGCCAAAUUUUUUGUUUCGCAUGAUGGAGGAUCUCUAUGCGGAUGGCGUGAACUAUGUGGAACUGCGCUCGUCAUUGCCGGUUAUGUACGACUUAAAAGGCACCAAUUAUACGAUCUUGGACACGGCUCAAUCGCUCGUUACAACCGCCAACAUAUUUCGCUAUAGCUAUAGUGACUUUGUCGGAAUUAAGUUGAUUUACGCUCCGAUUCGGGACUAUAAAGAUAGCCGCAUGGAUACGUAUAUUGAAAAUGCUCGUCUGCUGAAGAAACACUAUCCUAAUCUGUUUGUUGGCUUCGAUUUGUUGAGUUUUGGUAACGAGUGUCAGUUGCCGCCUCUGGGCAAGCAAUUGCAGCUCUUGCACAUCGACAAAGAAAUCGACUUUUACUUUCAUGCCGGGGAUUCGAGGUGCUUGAACUCGACAGGCAGCGAUGAUAACCUCAUUGAUGCCCUUCUCCUGGGCAGCAAGCGUUUGGGAAAUGCCAUGAAUGUGCCCCAACAUCCAGAAGUGCUGCAUGUCCUGCGUCUAUUGGAUAUUGCUGUAGAGGUGUGUCCUCUAUCCAAUCACUAUUUGCAGUACAUGAACGAUUUUCGUAUGCAUCCGGCGGCCUAUCUGAUAGCUGCUGGGUUUCCCAUUGUCGUCGGCUCGGAUUACCCGUAUUUUUGGAAUGCGGCGCCUCUCACCGAUGAUUUCUAUGUUGCAUUUGUUGGUAUUGCCUCUGAACAGGGAAAUUUACGACUUUUGAAGCAACUGGCCAUGAAUUCAUUUAUGUAUAGUGCCUUGAAUGUGGAUGAAAGACGCGAAGCCUUACUAAAAUGGCGCACCAGCUGGAACAGGUGGUUGGAAACCUUUGUGAACAACAAUUAGGUGGAGAGAAUUUAUUUCGUUAUGCAAUCAACAUUUUAGAGUAGUGUGCAACAUUUUUCCCAAAUCUAGUGUGCCCAAAUUUGCAGUAUUAUUAAAAUUAUAUUUUCAAGUUUUCGGAUAAACUAAA